Molecule: messenger RNA, 2308 nt
Organism: Acanthaster planci (crown-of-thorns starfish)
Lineage: Eukaryota; Metazoa; Echinodermata; Asteroidea; Valvatida; Acanthasteridae
Product: UPF0696 protein C11orf68 homolog
Source: RefSeq, a predicted model, not a curated record
UAACAGUAGAAGAAAUAGCAAAAAUGGAAAUAAAAUCAAGCCCUCGUUUUAACAAAUACAAAAUAUUCGGGGAGGGCGUACGCUAGGUUCGCUCCUCAUCCCUGGCCCCAUGCGUGAUGGCAUGAACCCUGCGUUGGUUAUGAAGUCGGAACAAGCGCGGCUGGCGGCUGAAUUCUUUUCCUGUCCACGCGUUAUUAGAGUAAAGAAUGUUUUCUGCGAACAAACACGCUGGGGAUUUCCCUUUUGCCGCAAAAAUCAAACUUGCGUUUAAUUUUUAAGCAUCCAUGAAGGCAUGAUUUAAGUUGCAAUCCACAACAGCAUAAGUUGUAUGAUUGUUAGUCAGAAAAACCUUAUUUUCCCUUGUUUUACUCAAGUGUACUAUAAGCUAAACAAAGGAAACUACAAGCAGGACGACAGAAUGGGCCAGCCCUGGAUUAUAUUCGACCCAUCCACUGAGAAUCUUGAUACUUUCCUGACAGAAAAAGCCCCAUCCAAGAUUUCCAGCUUGGAUGGUCAUAACUGGAUUUGUGUUCGACAUUCAAAGAUGAAUACCCAGGCUGCAGACCAGGCUGCAGACCUGCCUGACAGCAACUCUGACGAUGACCAAAAUGAGGAAUUGGUCUCUGACGAGCAGGAAGACGGGGAAGCAAGUUGUCUAGACAUGUACACAGCAUGGGAGGAACUGUGCGCCACCAUGAGACCUACCCAUGAGGCCAUCUGUCAGUUUGCAAAGGCACAAAGAUGCUUGGUAGGUAAAUGGUUGCUGUUUGCAGAAACAGGUAAUGCAGUUGAUGAACUGUGGAGUAAGGUAGCCAGGGCCGUCCUAGAAGGCAAACUGGGCAUUUCUGCAAAAGUCAGUGUCCGUAAUGACAGACACAGGUCACAUGUGAUUUGCAUCUACAAUUCCGACUUUACUGACGUCGAGGCAGUGCGUCGUCUUGAGAAGGGUAUCCGCAGUCUUGGGUUCUGCAAGAACAUGACGUACAAGGCGGACCUGUUUACAUACCUUGGUGUUUAUGCCAAGAAUCACUAUGGAGUUAAACCAACUAUUUACAGCAGCAAGCUUGAUGCUAUCAAAAGGGAGCUGGUUUUCCAAUACGACCAACGAAGGGCCACAGAUAAUCCAAGAAGGCAUAGCCACAGGAGAAAACCUGCAAAGCAUGAUGCGAUGGAGGACAAAUCGCAGAGGAAAAUGACUGAUUUCUUCAAAGAGAAUUCAAGCUCUUCUCCAGGCAAACGAAAGCACCAAUCACCAUCAGCGAGCCAGUCACAGGAAGAUGAGCCCACGAGCAAACUCCCCAAGCGGAUAGAAAGCAUCAAUGACCCAAGUUCAACAGCUCUGGAUCCUGGUGCUCCUUCACUGCCUGUGUUACACCCUCUGUAACCCCCCCUCCCUAAUUUGGAGCAUACGUGAUGCUUGGAUUCAACUGGCAAGAGCAGCAGGUUGUUCAGUUCACAUCAAGUUUGUAAGAAAGGCAGCACUAUAACAUCUGAAACAGAUUAAGAAAUGAAACUUCCAUCAGUAAAAAAAAAAGUUGCUAUCAAAAAAUGUUAAAUGAAGCUUUCUAUUAGUUCAUAUUCACAUGAUGUCAUGGUUUUUAAGAGGCAGCUGUAGCAGUUGUCACUGCAUACAUGUACAUGUAUUAAAAUCAAUCCACGUAGAACUCUGUGUUAUUUUUGUUUACAUGUAUGUACAAUGUAGCUGUCAGUGUGACAAUUUUUAUUUCCGGCUAACACGUCUUCCAUGCAGUUCAACAUGUAUUGAGUUUUCACGUGAUCCAAGACACUAAAAUAUAGUGUGGUGUAAGAAACUUUAAUGGUGGCAGGUAUCUGUGAUUGAGUAGCAUCCUUCCCUUGCAUCAAAGCAUGUACUGUGUCAGAAUGUUGAGUUGUAUAUCCGACAACAGGUUUCACUGCAUACUACUAAUGCAUAUUCCAGGUGUAUUUAUCUUCAGUCAAACUUGAGUUUUCAGUUCUAAUAAUGUAUAUAACUGUGUUGCAUGGUCCAGGUCAAACUCUGCAUAAUGCGCUGUUCUGCGCUAUUUUUACGCUAAAAGCAAAACACACAACGGCAAAAUUUACCGUAAAUUCAAAGGUGGCACACUCACACGCAUAGGCCCUUAUAACAUCUCUACUGCGCAUCAAGUUUGCUUAAAGAUGAAUUUGUUAUCACACUUGCGGAACACAGAAUAAUGUAGAGCAUGGAUCUGUGUCCUGUAUACCACUUGGCUUUCGGCCUCCACUCACGCUUGUGUGAAAAUUAGUAUUGUAUUGUUGCUUGAAAUUUGUGAUAAAUUUACAAACUGAU